Diuraphis noxia (Russian wheat aphid) is the source of this 1196-nucleotide messenger RNA. It is a transcript of the gene Phax, whose product is annotated as phosphorylated adaptor for RNA export. NCBI's taxonomy places the organism in Eukaryota, Metazoa, Arthropoda, Insecta, Hemiptera, Aphididae. Gene Ontology annotation, biological process: snRNA export from nucleus. Gene Ontology annotation, cellular component: nucleus. The record is from RefSeq and is a predicted model, not a curated record.
UUUUACUUGAUUUAUGUAACACAUUUACUGUUCAGCACGUGACUCAGUGUACGCCGUUUGGAAAUUACACUUGCUAUAACAAAUAUCUUUGAUAUACGAUAUUUUCAAGUUGUAUUUACAUAAUAAGCCUUGGGUAUUGGCGGUAUUGCAUACAUACCUUCUGGUUUUGUUAAGACGUCUGUGCCCAGCUGAAACAGCUGCUCUGGUAGUCUGGUGCAGUCAUAACUCAAAAAUAAAUAUAAUGGCAUGAAUGCCAUGAAUGCAUGAUACGACGUCCCGUAUAGCUCGUAGUUGUAUGGCUGCAUUGAUAAUCGAUUUUUGAACGAUUGUAUUUGUUAAACGUUMUCGUUAUUAGUUAUUCGUUAAUUUUAUUAAUUUUGUUUUUAAAUUCUGAUCGAUCGAAGACGUACCUAUGAACAUUGAACAUUUGAACGUAUCUGAAAUAUAAACUGAAACUGAAAACUACCCUYCUAAAGUUCCGAAAUUCCUAAAAUUCCUAUGUCACGUGUUCUAGUCUAGAAAUUUKAAUCUAAUUCAAUGUUGUAAAUUUUGUCACUUAAUUGAACAAAGUAYGUUUUUAUGUACUAUAAACUUUGUUCGAUGAUAAUAUAAUUAGGUUGUAUAUUAAAUUGUCAUACAUCUUAUAAUGGAUUUGGCAUCUCCGGUUGUCAACUCUGAUAAUGAGUCCAUUUCAGAUACAUUGGAACUGGAUACAGACUAUGAUUUCGACAAUGUUGAAGAAGAGCCAACUACUGUUGUUAAUCGAAAAGGGGGAUCGGUGUGGAGAGAUAUUGUUGUUGGAGAACAAAUGGAGGGAUGUCUAACACGUCUUGAAGUAACCUCUAAAACGGCUGCUUAUACUGAUAUGGAUGAUCCAAACUAUGAGCCCAAGGAUCAUAUGUCAAAACGGAAACGUGUUUUUCCAUCAACUAAGUCAAAUAAAAAGAGAGAAAAAGAAUGUGAUCUGGAGUCUGAUCAUGUUGUAAAGAAAAGAUAUUCACAUGGAAAUGGAGAUUUUAAGAAAUUUAGUUACAAAUAUGGAAAUACUAAAGGAUUUGAGGAAAAAAGAGCUAAUAAUGACAAUACAUCAAAGAGUAGAAUAUUGCUUGAUAUUAGUGACUCUGAAGAAAAAACUAUUGAUCAGUUUUUGGAUGAGUUGUGCACAAAUCUUUAUGAACAUAAUAAGAUGUUAAUGU